Molecule: messenger RNA, 4033 nt
Organism: Emericellopsis atlantica
Lineage: Eukaryota; Fungi; Ascomycota; Sordariomycetes; Hypocreales; Bionectriaceae
Exons: 2
Coding region: 302-3991 (1229 amino acids)
Cellular component (GO): plasma membrane
Molecular function (GO): calcium-activated cation channel activity
Source: RefSeq, a predicted model, not a curated record
GUAACUUUACAUUUUGACGCUAUCUAUACCUAAAUCCAUUUUUUGAAAUAUCCCACAAGUUGCUAGUACAGGGGGUUCGCACAAAAAGAUCUAUAUCUAGCAAGGGGUGUCCUCACAUCCUUUACCCUAAGUGUUCUUAUUCUCUUCAUAGGAAGGCGAAAUCCAGCGCACACAACCCCUACUCCUUUUUAGCAUCGUUUAGGUAUCGGGUCGUCCUCUACACUGGAUUUCCAUCGAAUAUGGCCACGACGGCUGCUGAAAUACCAACCUUGAAACCUCCGACAACUGAUUCUCAGGCGUCAUGAAGCCAGCCACGCUGAAAGAUCUCUUGUCGAGGGAUUUGGAAAGCAUUUCGCCUCGGCAGGUAGAUUCCAAUGGCUCAGCAGGCCCGGCGCAGGAAGACCAGGGCAUUGGCAUCGUCAGCUUCCUGACUGCGUUCACCGUUGCGUUGAUCAUCUUCGCUGUCCAGAGUGUUUUUUUCCUCCUCCUUCGAAAUAAACUCGCCCGUAUCUUCAAACCGAAAACAUACCUCGUCCCCGAGCGCGAGCGAACGCCUUCUCCCCCGUCGAGUUUCUUCCCUUUGCUAAAAACGCUCCUCUCCUUUCCACAUCGCAAUAUCAUCCAUAAAUGCGGUCUCGAUGCGUACUUUUUCCUUCGCUACUUACGCACUCUGCUGGUUAUCUUCAUUCCUAUCGCUUCCGUAGUUAUGCCCGUGUUAAUCCCGCUUAACUAUGUGGACGGCAGAGGUACGAACAUCAACGUGGAUGAAAACGACCGCAGGCGGAAGUUCAACGAUACCGUCACCGGCCUUGAUACGUUGGCUUGGAGCAAUGUCAAGGCUGAGAAUACGAGUCGCUAUACUGCACAUCUUCUUAUGGCUAUAUUGGUUGUCAUCUGGAUCUGCACCGUCUUCUUCUUUGAGCUCAAAGUCUAUAUCAAGGUACGACAGGACUACCUGACAAGUGCUGAGCACCGUCUCCGAGCUUCCGCCACGACGGUUCUUAUAAGCCAGAUCCCUAGCAAAUGGCUCACCGAGGAGGCUCUUUUCGGUCUCUUUGAUGUUUUCCCCGGUGGUGUCCGUAACAUCUGGCUCAAUCGCGAUCUUUCCGAGCUCCUUGACAAGAUCGCCCUCCGCUGCAAGUAUCACGAGGCCCUGGAGCAAGCUGAGACUGAUUUGAUCAAAGCGGCCAAAAAAGCACAGAGAAAACAGGAAAAGAUGCAGACCAAGCAGACGGCGCACAUGAAUAGGAAGGAGAGAGCCGCUGAUGACGCCAUGAGGGAUGCCAAAGCCGUAGAGAUGGCGACCCGCUAUGCAGGUAUCAAUGCUGGUGAGCCGCAUGAGGUGCCUCACAUAGACAUGGAUUCUGCCCAAGGCAACCAGAGGGCAGACCAUGGGCACGAGAAGCCCGGCUCAAAAUGGUGUAGGAUGCCCCCUUUUGGGGACCGGGUCAAUGAGAUUGACCAUGGCAUCAAGGGUGUAAUCAACAAGGCAUACCAUGGUGUGAGAGGAGAAGAAGCGCUGGAGACAAUAAACGGCUUUGUGAGUCUGACUUCCACGCAAGAGUCCAUCCAGAAUGCUGCGCAUCAGCCCCUUCAAGUGCCCGGGCAACGAGAGGCUGCAUUCACGUCUUCCACAUCGACUGCUCAUACUAGCGGGCACUGUUCGCCGGCAAACUUGGAGAGCUCCUUGAAACCCAAAAAGAAAACGACAUACCAGGGAUUAGCGGGAAACACGGUGCGCCAACUUGAAAACCUCGAAGACCAAUUUAUUAAAGAGGAGACUAAAUUUUGGCAAUUUUGGAAACCCCCGACUGGCGGAUACGCAUCACCUGUCCCUCAAGGCCGACAGGCAGCCGACUUUGUGGCCAAAGAGGCUGCGGACAACACCACAGCUUGGCACAAGUUCAAGGAGGCCGUUUCAUUCCUAACAUCCCACACGCUGACGCCUAUUGAGUAUAAGCAAGCUAUCAAUGCCGAAAAUCAGGACCAAGACGAGACCGGCGCUGUUUGGGAAAAGUACCUUAAGGCGGAAGAUCGACCAACUCACCACCUACUUCCCUUCGGAAACACUGCUCUAUUUAGGAUUCCACUCAUCACAAAGAAGGUCGACACAAUUCACUACUGCCGAAAAGAGCUCGCCCGCCUCAAUGUUGAGAUUGAAGAGGACCAAAAUCAAGUCGAGCGCUAUCCGUUAAUGAACUCCGCCUUCGUCCAGUUCGAGCAGCAGGUAGCAGCUCACAUGGCAUGUCAGAGUACGAUACAUCACUUACCCAAACACAUGUCGCCUCGAAUAGUGGAGAUUUCGCCUCGUGACGUUCUUUGGGAAAAUAUGGCCAUGUCUUGGUGGCAAGUUUGGGCUCGUUCCUUUGGCGUCGUCUGUCUCAUUGUUGCGAUGGUUAUAUCUUGGACUAUUCCCGUGGCCUUCACCGCGACCCUCGGCCAGCUGGACGAGCUCAUUGCGAAGAACGGAUGGCUCUCUUGGUUGGACACUAAUUCUACGGUUAGAAUCGUCGCCGAAACUGUCGCUGGUGUCUUGCCCGCUGCGCUGCUCGCCAUUAUGCUUAUCCUCGCGCCAAUCAUCUUUGCUUUUUUGGGAGGCUUUAGGGGUGCCAAGACCGGUACGCAAAAGGCCGAAUUUGUGCAGAUCUUUUACUUCUUCUUCUUAUUUGUACAAGUCUUUCUCAUUGUGUCGGUUGCGUCGUUCUUCGCCGCUAGCAUCAACGAGCUAGUCCAGAGCAUUGAACAGCUAAGCAGUGCUUCGACUGUGCUUGACUUGCUGGCGACUAACCUCCCUAAAGCUGCCAACUAUUUCUUCUCCUAUAUGAUUUUACAGGCGCUAUCGACCAGCUCCGGGACAUUACUGCAGAUCGGCACGCUGUUUGUCUGGUUUAUUCUGGCCCGUAUCAUAGACAGCACCGCACGUGCGAAGUGGCGCAGAAGCACAACACUGAAUACGGUGGACUGGGGCAAAUUCUUUCCCGUAUAUACCAACUUUGCCUGCAUCGGCAUCAUCUAUAGCAUCAUUGCUCCUCUGAUUUCUGUUUUCGCGAUUAUUACCUUCAGUCUACUGUGGCUGGCCCACAAUUAUAGCAUGCUUUAUGUUACGCGCUUCGAGCACGACACAGGUGGUAUUCUGUACCCCCGCGCGAUCAAUCAAACAUUCACCGGUAUCUACUUUAUGGAAAUUUGCGUCGCGGGACUGUUCUUCAUAGUGAAGGAUGAAAACGGUAACAAUGUCUGCGCGCUGCAUGGUAUUACUAUGCUAGUCGUGACGGCUUUCACCGUGCUGUACCAGGUCCUGCUCAAUCGCUCGUUCUCUCCGCUCUUCCGUUAUCUGCCGAUCACGUUGGAAGAUGAGGCCGUUCUACGAGACGAAACUUUCCGGCGUGCACAGAACAGGCGUCUCGGGUUGGAAGAGUACGAUGAGGAGAAGGAUGACGAGGCGCCCAGCAGCCCCAAGACCGCGCAUUCGCCUGGGCAGCGAACGCCAAGAUUAGGUAGCGAGCAGGGGGAAGAAAUGGAGAUGGAGAAGCUCCGCCAGCGAAGACGCUCGCGCGCAGAGAGUAUGCGCAACCCGAUCAAGUAUGUCGGCGCCUUUGCCAAGGCUGGUGGCGAUCAGGUCAGCGAUGUCAUAGGCACAGAUCAAAGCACGAUACAAUCUCGCAAGUAUGCCAAAGACCUCGAAGUGCAGCGUGCGAUCGGUGAUGCGCUGUACGGCGGGAUGGAUGACGAAAUCGAAGACCUGACACCCGACGAACGAGAUCUCCUCGUCCGCCACGCCUUCAAGCACUCUGCGCUGCGAGCUCGUCGUCCCGUAGUCUGGAUUCCACGGGAUGAUCUGGGUAUUAGCGACGAUGAGAUCCGUCGGACGCAGGCCUAUAGUGACAAUAUUUGGAUUAGUAACGAGGGUACUGCGCUUGAUAGUAAGACGCGUGUAGUUUAUGGGAAGAAUCCACCCGACUUCCUUGAGGUGGAUGUGAUUAACUUGUAGAGAUUGCUCCGACUGGCAGGUUUACUAUUGGAUAUCGCAAGC